This is a messenger RNA of Syngnathus typhle (broad-nosed pipefish), 1989 nucleotides long. It is a transcript of the gene ash2l, whose product is annotated as ash2 like, histone lysine methyltransferase complex subunit. Gene Ontology annotation, molecular function: protein binding; transcription cis-regulatory region binding. Lineage: Eukaryota; Metazoa; Chordata; Actinopteri; Syngnathiformes; Syngnathidae. Gene Ontology annotation, cellular component: Set1C/COMPASS complex. The record is from RefSeq and is a predicted model, not a curated record. The transcript has 17 exons. The coding region runs from base 91 to 1881 and encodes 596 amino acids.
CGCGUCGAGGGUGUCGCUGUGGAGCCGAGCGGGUCCCUCGCGCGUCCCGUCUGGCGCUCUCGCCAGAUUUCCUGCUCAACCAAUUCAAACAUGGCGUCAGCAGGAGAGGCGGGCAUCCCUGCGGAGAGCCAAGCGGACGCAGCCACAACCGAGGCGCCGUCGACGGAGCUUGCGGUCGGCAUGGACGCGGAGGCUUCCGGGGGCAAGGAGGGUCUGGACGGGGCGAGCGAGGCCGCGGACGCGCUGACCGGCUCCGGGGAUGAGGACAGCGGGCGGCAGCUGGGCGAGGUGGAGCUGCAGUGCGCCUUGUGCACCAAGUGGUUCACCGCUGACACCUUUGCCAUCAACACCGCGACUUGUCUGCCCUUCAUGACCAACUACGCGUUCCACUGCAACGUCUGCCACCACAGCGGCAACACCUACUUCCUCAGGAAACAAGCCAACCUGAAGGAGAUGUGCCUGACGGCACUGGCCAACCUGACCUGGAGGUCCAGGAGCCAAGACGAGCAUCCCAAGACCAUGUUCUCCAAAGACAAGGACAUCAUUCCGUUCAUCGACAAGUACUGGGAGUGCAUGACCACCCGCCAGAGACCCGGCAAGCUGACGUGGCCCAACAACAUCGUGAAAACCAUGAGCAAAGAGCGCGACGUUUUUCUGGUGAAGGAACACCCCGACCCCGGCAGCAAAGAUUCCGAGGAGGACUACCCCAAGUUUGGCCUGCUGGACCAGGACCUGGGGACCAUCGGCCCCUCCUACGACUCCCAGAGGCAGUCGACCCCUGCGCCCGGCACCGCCGCCGCCGGAGGCCUCAACGGUGGAUCCUCUUACUCAGGUGCUCUGGCUGCAGUGGCGGGGAAAGGACGAGGAGCCAAGCGCAAGCAGCAGCAGCAGCAACAGCAGCAAGAGGGCGCCACCGCCGGCGCCACCAAGCGCACUCGCAGCGACCCGCUCUUCUCGGCGCAACGCCUGCCCCCCCACGGCUACCCUCUGGAGCACCCCUUCAACAAGGACGGCUACCGCUACAUCCUGGCCGAGCCGGACCCGCACGCCCCUGACCCCGAGAAGCUGGAGCUGGACUGCUGGGCCGGCAAGCCCAUCCCCGGCGACCUGUACCGGGCCUGUCUGUACGAGCGCGUUCUGCUGGCUCUGCACGACCGAGCGCCCCAGCUGAAGAUCUCCGACGACCGUCUGACGGUGACGGGCGAGAAGGGCUACUCCAUGGUGCGCGCCUCCCACGGCGUGCGCAAGGGCUCCUGGUACUUUGAGGUGUCCGUAGAAGACAUGCCGCCCGACACGGCCGCCCGCCUCGGCUGGUCCCAGCCUCUGGGUAACCUGCAGGCGCCGCUGGGCUACGACAAGUUCAGCUACUCGUGGCGCAGCAAGAAGGGCACCCGCUUCCACCAGUCCCUGGGCAAGCGCUACUCGGCGGGCUACGGCCAAGGAGACACUCUGGGCUUCCUCAUUGUGCUGCCCGAGCGCACCGAGACGGCUCGAGCGCUGCCCGACACCUACAAGGACAAGGCACUCAUCAAGUUCAAGAGCUACUUGUACUUUGAGGAGAAGGACUACGUGGACAAAGCCGAGAAGAGCUUGAAGACCACGAGCCCCAGCAGGAUGGUAUUCUACAAGAACGGCGCCAGCCAAGGCGUGGCUUUCGAGAACCUGUUUGAAGGAAUCUACUUCCCGGCCAUCUCCCUCUACAAGAGCUGCACGGUGUCGGUCAACUUUGGGCCACGCUUCAAGCACGCCCCUGAGGACGUGGCCUUCCAGCCGAUGAGCGACAUGGGCUGGGGCGCCGUCAUCGAGCACACGCUGGCCGACGCCUUGUACCACGUGGAGACGGAGGUGGACGGACGACGCAGCCCGCCCUGGGAGGGAUGAGCCGGUUGGUCGGCUCAGUGCGGGAAUGUCCAACCAAAGCUUUCCAAUGUUCCGUCUGUGUACAUCGCUGCCGUAGUCGUAAAUAAAUACUUCUCUCGGAGCAACAAA